This is a messenger RNA of Gopherus flavomarginatus (Mexican gopher tortoise), 2276 nucleotides long. RefSeq names its product GIPC PDZ domain containing family member 3 (gene GIPC3). The transcript has 6 exons. NCBI's taxonomy places the organism in Eukaryota, Metazoa, Chordata, Testudines, Testudinidae. Gene Ontology annotation, molecular function: protein binding. The coding region runs from base 994 to 1941 and encodes 315 amino acids. The record is from RefSeq and is a predicted model, not a curated record.
UAAGGACUUGCUAGUGUCAGCCAAGGCAGCAGGUCUGGCAUGAAGAGAGAGAGCGCAGCCAUGUGAAAUAUUUGCCUUAUCAUUAAAAUCCCCCCACCCUCACCAAACUCAAAGUUCUUUUUUAGAUUUCCUUGGUCUGGGUUUUGCAAAAAGCUCAGCUGCUGCUCUCCCACCCGAGAGAAAACCCCAGCGCUGGACCGGAGACACUGCCUUCUGAUGCAGAUAACUUCCACGCUGCUCCUGCUAACACUGGCCAGGGGUCGGGGGCACCCUCCAGGGGCUGGUCCCUGUAAGAGGCUUAGGAGUCUGCUACUGCCUCCGGCCUGGCCUGGCCCUGGAGCAGCAGGAGUGGAGGCUGCUUUGGGGCCCAGUGCUGCCUGUGCAUUUCCUGGCCAGUGGGGUUUGAACAGCUGCCCAUCUCCGGGCCUCAGGCGCAGUGCCCCUGGCCAGGGGAAGUAUGUAACCCCUGGGAACCUAGCAUGGUCCUUUGUUCCCCUCCAGGUGUGUAACUGCUGCUGCCUUGCAGUGACCAGCGCCCAGGUGCCAAAGCUUGUGCACAUACAUCCCCAAAUUGCUGCUUCAGUCCCUGGCAGUGGCCCAGCGUAAGUGCUGCAGAAGGUGCUGUUUUUAUAGGGUCUCUCUCCUGAUGGUAAACACACUCUGGCCGUUAGCUGGAAGCUGCGGUGAUGGAACAGCCAAAUCCCUGUUUCCCCUUGUAACCCCUCGGCACAGCUGCUCUUCCCGGGGGGUUGCUUGCUGGUUCUUCCCACUCCUCAGGUCCCUGCAGCUUGGAGCCCUGCCUCAUGGAGGGGAGCUCAUCUGACACUCCUCAAAUUACCUGCGCUCUGGGGAUCAGAUUCGCUGGGCUGGGAGCUGGAGCCAUCUAUAAUUCAGUGGGGGCAGCUACCAUUGUGGCCCUGAAAGCAGGGCGGCAGGAUGCUGCGGAGAUCAGGCUAGUGAAGCAAGAAGGCUAGCGAGGAGGAGGAGAAGCCCAUGGAGAACGGGGUGUCCCCGGAGCAGGGGGCCACAGAGGCCUCGCCUGAAGUGGGGAGAGCCGGGGAUGGUGCCCCCGCUGCCUGCUCACAGCCAUCCCUGCGGGUCCGGCCCAGGCUGGUCUUCCACACACAACUUGCCCAUGGCAGCCCCACGGGCAAGAUCGAGGGCUUCACCAACGUUAAGGAGCUGUACGCCAAAAUCGCGGAGGUCUUCGACAUCUCUCCCACUGAGAUCCUCUUCUGCACCCUCAACACCCACAAGGUGGACAUGCAGAAGCUGCUGGGCGGCCAGAUCGGCCUGGAGGAUUUCAUCUUCGCACAUGUGCGGGGCGAGACCAAGGAGGUGGAGGUGACCAAGACGGAGGAUGCACUGGGGCUGACCAUCACCGACAACGGGGCAGGCUAUGCCUUCAUCAAGAGGAUCAAGGACGGGAGCAUCAUGAACCGCGUCCAGACCGUGCGCGUGGGCGACAGCAUCGAGGCCAUCAAUGACCAGAGCAUCGUGGGCUGCCGCCACUAUGAAGUUGCCAAGAUGCUGCGGGAGCUGCCCAGGGCUCAGCCCUUCACCCUGCGGCUAGUGCAGCCCAAACGGGCCUUUGAUAUGAUCGGGCAGAGGACCAAAAGCAGCAAGUGCCUGGGUGAGGGCAAGGUGGCCAGUGGCAAGGAGACCCUGCGGCUGCAUGCCUGGGGCACCGCCAGCCUGGAGGAGCUGCCCAGCGCCUGGGAGGAGGCGGCUUCCCGGAGUGUGGACGACCUGCUGGAGAGCUACAUGGGCAUCCGGGACGUGGAGUUGGCCUCAACUAUGGUGGAGGUGGCCCGGGAGUGCCUGAGCCCUGCGGACUUUGCCAAGAGCCUGGACUCGGUGCUGGGCGAGUUCGCGUUCCCGGGCGAGUUCGUGGCCGAGGUCUGGGCCGCCAUCAGCGGAGCCAAGGGGGGAAGGAAAUAGGGGGCACGGAGCACUUGUCCUGUGACAUCUGCCCCCCGGCCAUGUGCUCCCUCCCACCCCAGCUGCAGCCCCCGUCCUCCUGCUCUGGGGGGGAGCCCUGCGGUGCCUGGGCCUAGCUCCUGCCCCGGAGGGGCCCCACACCGAGCUGGGCAAGGGCUGGUGAGGGCCCCCUCCGAGGAACCCAGGCCCUAGUUAGAUGGGGUGGUGGGCCCAGGGGGGCUAGUCCAGGCCAUGGUGCCCAUCCUGGCUAUGAGCCCAAGAGCUGGCAGCUCCUCAGGGCUCCUCUUCUGCCCCCUGCAUAGCAGCCAGGGCUGGGGCUGAGCCCAGGGGGCAGU